AAAAAAAAAAAAAAGCCUCCAAAUGGGUCAAUAAGCCUAUUCUUUUGUUAAUUGUUAUUAAAGGUGCAUGCUUGAUUCAAUUGCAACAAAGACUCCCAGAUUUCACUUCACAAAUCAAAACACAAAACAAACUCAGUUUUCCUGUCUUGUCUACCAUUACACACUUAUAAUCACCAUCUUCUAUUUAGACCAAACACAACAAACUAUAAACCAAACCAAACCAAACUAAAACUGUGUCUCUGUCUCUGUCUCUCUGUGCGUGUGUUCCUGAGCUAGGAAGAAGAUGAUGAUGUUGUUGGACUUGGAAGCAGAAGCGCAAACCAGAGAUUGUUUUCAUGGGAACUUGUUGCUAAUCCUCGAUAUUGUUCUGGCUUCCAUCAAUGGCAUUCUUGCUACUAUUGCAUUUUCUCAGCUCAUCAGAAUUCAUUUGCGGAGUCAACAAAAUGGAUGGACACGUCAAAAAGUACUCCAUCUCAUGAUCGGCUCUUCCAACUUGGGUUAUUUUGUAUACUUUAUAUCUGCACUUGUUGCUACCAGCGAAGGGUGGAUUUGCUGGUCUAAUGUGUGCGGGUUUUUGCUCUUGGCUUUUCCCAAAAUUCUAUUUCUUGCAACAUUUCUCCUCGUCCUAUCCUUCUGGGUUGACCUCUGCCAUCAGGCAAAUGAUGAAGAGGAUGAUGAUGAUGAGACUAGCAUUCAGCAGACCUUGUUAGAAAAGUUGAGUAAACCUAGAUCAUCAAACACAGAUAGUCAUUGGAGAUGUUGCUCAUUUCAUGGCAUUCAUAUUGGAACCAGGCAAAAAUUUGUGAUCACGGUUGUUGUGCUUGUUUUUGUCUUAAUGAUGACAUUUGCUGUCAUAAUCUGGAUUGGUGCGGGAAAGAAUCCUAUUGACUCCUCUGUGGUUGCUCGGGUAUUUGAGGAUUUUCUUGCUGUAACUUCCCUAUCUCUGGGAGGAGCAUUAGGUUGUUAUGGUCUUAUGCUAUUCCUUAAAUUGAAGAAAGUACGGUCUGAGAAAGGUUCGUCAGAGGUGUGGAAGGUUGCUGGUUUAGCAAUUGUCUCUGUUGUAUGCUUUACAUCAAGUGCGUCAGUUGCUCUUCUGACAGAUAUUCCUCUUUUUUACCACUGGCAUCUGAAGAAAAUAAAUAGAGUAAAAGAAGUUGUUCUUCUGAUUCUAUACUACUUUAUAGGUUGUUCGGUGCCUUCAGCUGUUGUAUUAUGGAAUAUGAGAGAACUGCCACCACCAAUCAAAAUUCAUAAACAAGAACAAUCAAGAGCAAUCGCUUUUAUCAGCCAUGGAGCAGUGGCCACUCAUCCUCCUCAGCGUUGGACCAAUGCAACGAGUUCAAAAAAUCAGGCAUCAAGAGCAAGUCCCAUAUAAGGAAAUCUAAUGGAGUUGGAAAACAUUGUGCCAUGCUUUUGCCAGGCCUAGAAAAGAAAUGUUGGACACACAAACCUAGUGUUCAAAAUGAGUUGGAACUUCGACGGUGCGUUCCAAAUAUCUAAAGAAGCUGGUGGCUCAAUGUUCUUUACAAGCAGUGAAACACAAUCCUAUGUUUUUUCCAGCUUCAGUUCAUGUACAUAGUUGCUAGUGCAGGUUGAUGUAGGGGAAAAAGAAGUCCACUUUUCCCAAUGGAAGCUCUAGAUUUUACCCAUCAUGUUGUAGAUCAUCCUCUGAUAAUGGUUGGAUACAUCCACUUUAUGUAUGGAUACAACACAAAGUAAAUGUUUUGUAUAACAUGAUAGUGAAGGAAAUAGAAGGUAAAUUGGUAUUGUAUAGAAGCCGGAAACAAAUAAGACUUGCAAACUUCUUGUGAUGUAUCCUUCUCUAUCAGUUUAUUGACAUUGCAAGAAAUCUCUCUCUCUCUCAUACAUCAAGGGUGGGAAUACUUUGUCCAAGCUAAUUGUUGAACUCUAUUUGACCCAAAAUUUUCAUACAAAUUUAAGUUUCUGUUGGUUACAGA
This is a messenger RNA of Quercus lobata, 1958 nucleotides long. RefSeq names its product tobamovirus multiplication protein (gene CAND3). Lineage: Eukaryota; Viridiplantae; Streptophyta; Magnoliopsida; Fagales; Fagaceae. The record is from RefSeq and is a predicted model, not a curated record. Bases 284 to 1375 code for a protein of 363 amino acids. The transcript is spliced from 13 exons.